Leptomonas pyrrhocoris is the source of this 1971-nucleotide messenger RNA. RefSeq lists its product as hypothetical. The transcript has a single exon. The record is from RefSeq and is a predicted model, not a curated record. NCBI's taxonomy places the organism in Eukaryota, Euglenozoa, Kinetoplastea, Trypanosomatida, Trypanosomatidae. Bases 1 to 1971 code for a protein of 656 amino acids.
AUGCGUACGAUCUUCGAGGAGGUGGCACGCUCGUCCACGUCGCUGCCCUAUGCAGCGCUGGCGGCUGGCCCUCGUCUGCGCAGUGCGGCGGAGCGGCGUGGCGCCGUCGCGCAGAGCAGCACUGGCGACUUCACGGUGGAGCGCGUGCAGGCGGAGCGUGUGCCCGGCGCAGACGUGUGUCUGUCUCUCCCGCCGGAUGCAACGGAGGUGCUGGUGGUGACGCUCAACGACUUGGCGCCGCACCGCAAUGCCUUGGCGGCCGCGGAAGCUGGGAUGUGGUGGGUUGACCGCUGCAUGGCAGAGGUGUCCACCGCUGCCGGUGCGGCCCGACUCGUGUGCUGUGUGCGCGUGAAAGAAAUGAACGUGCGAAGGCUGUACUUGUAUUCGAGUGCAGACGUCGGCGAGGCGGUGCUGGCAUCGGUGGGGGCGGGGUCGACGGCGGGCGUGCGGCGCCUGCGAGUGCCCAACGCCCCCUUUGCGCUGCAGAUGGACCGCAUGGCGGAGCUGUGGGACGUGCAGCUCUCGCCGUCUGUCACACGGCGGAUCGUGGAGGUGGACGUGCGGUCGUGUCUGCGGUGGAGGCAGGCGGAGGUGAAUCAGCUUAUCACUUCAUUGAACGCACCGCUGCGGGCGGUUCGUGUGACGACCGUCUCGCUGCCCGCCAUCGCGCUGCUGCGGCGCUUCUACGCGUCGUUGCGUGUUCUUCAUUUAAACCGCUGCUCCGCCGCCAUCUUCCACGAUGCCCACGGGCUCGUCACGUACGACGAUGAGGAGGUGGAGGAGGAAGAAACUCGCACGGACUCUGCGCCGAACUCUGCGGAGACUUCCGGCAAAAUUCCACCUCCCCCACCGGCCCCGCGUGCGCCGUUGUCCGUGAAAAGCAGGAAAGCCACGAAGGUAGCCGCAGCGGCGUCAAAAGCUGGAAAGGCGGCGAAGGGAAGCGCCGGCAGCUUUCCCGCGCCUCGGCCUCGCCGGAACAAGUUAGUGCUCCCGCUCCCCGCCGGUGCAACGCCGGUGCUGGAGGAACUGCACAUCUCCGCCUCCCUCCGUCGCGCACUCCCGCGCUGGAUACAGCAGUGCCUGUACCUGGAGCGUCUCAGCCUCAGCGGUUGCUGCUACACCAACCUGGACGCCUUGCGCGGCCUCACCGGACUGCGGGAGGUAACUCUGGAGAGCUGCAACCGACUUGCUGCCUUCGACGUCUUCUGCGGCUUUACGCAGCUGCGAGCGAUAUCGAUUCAGCACUGCGCCAUGCUACGCAGCAUCUCCUGGUUGCCGAGACUGGCAGGGGCUCUGCGCUCCUUGACGCUCCACCAGCACAGCUCGAGCUCCCUCAUCUUGCCAGAGGGAGCCGCGUCUGGCGGGCUCGGGAUCGGGCUAGACUGCCUGCAGCUCCUCGACAUAUCACUGCCGGACAUGAUAAGGUUGACGCCCCUCGUCCACCGCGCCGCGCGGAUGCUGCGCGAACUAACCCUUUUCAACUGCUCGAGCGUCGAGGAUUUUGCCGCGCUGCCGCCGCUGCCGUCGCUGGAGAAGGUGUGCAUCACGCACAACCGCCACAUGCAGAACCUGAAGUGGUUGCGGGGGUCGCCGCUGCUCACGGAGCUACGGGCGACGCAGUGCUUGCACCUCAGCUCGCUCGCAGGCAUCGGCAGCUGUCGGAAGCUACACGUGUUGGAGGUCACCGGGGCCGUUCGCUUGAAGGACAUCAACGGCCUCGAAAGUUGUACCGCGCUUGCGUACGUGGACCUCUCCCAGUGCCGUCUGCUCACCAACGUCUCCUUGCUUGGUCACCUCAAGCACCUACACAAGGUUUUGCUGCGCGGUUGCAUGCAGCUCUCAAAAGAUUUUGAAUGGCUCUCAGAGUGUCCAGCUUUGGACUAUUUGAUGGUGCCGCAUUCAAGCUGGUACGUUGCCGCCAGUGAGCGACUUCAGCAGCUGAAUCGAUCGGGCAGCGUUUCACUUCAAUGA